Messenger RNA from Arachis ipaensis, 650 nucleotides. Its product is annotated as pathogenesis-related protein 1-like. Gene Ontology annotation, cellular component: extracellular region. The record is from RefSeq and is a predicted model, not a curated record. Lineage: Eukaryota; Viridiplantae; Streptophyta; Magnoliopsida; Fabales; Fabaceae.
ACUACAACAACUUACUUUUCCAAGUAAAGAUUGAUUCUUAUAAAUACCUCGCUAUAACCUUAACAAUUCUCAUCAAACACAUUAAUUAAUACAUACAUUACAAACAAACUAAAAAAAUCACAUUUUCACAAGACAAUAUGAAAACAUGCAAGAUUUUAUUUUCUCCUAUCACUGUCUUAGGUUCAUUAUUAUGCAUUAUGGGUUAUGUAUAUGCUCAUGAUUCACCAAAAGACUAUGUUGAUGCACACAAUGUAGCAAGAUCAGAAGUGGGAGAACCAAGUUUGAUUUGGGACGAUUCUGUUGCAGCAUAUGCACAAAACUAUGCCAAUCAACGCCGAAAGGAUUGCCAGCUGAUCCAUUCACAUGGCCCUUAUGGGGAGAACCUUGCAUGGAGUAGCAGUAAUGAUUUUUCAGGUGUAGAUGGUGUGAAAUUAUGGGUAGACGAAAAGGCAUACUUUGAUUACAUGUCAAACUCAUGUGCUGAUAAUCAAAUGUGUGGUCAUUAUACUCAAGUGGUUUGGAAAAACACAUUGCGCGUUGGUUGUGCCAAAGUGAUUUGCGACAAUAAUGGAGGCACUUUCAUUACUUGCAACUAUGAUCCUCCUGGCAAUUACAUUGGACAGAGACCUUACUAAAUAAAAAUAAAUAUG